AACACUCAACCAUAAUCUAAUUUUCCAGUAUUAAUAUAUAGUCGUCUUUAACAUCACAUCCGUUAUAUAUAGCUUCAUGUUCAUGGAGCAAGAAGGGGGCAUAUCUUAUAAACCAUGAAAUCCCCUUCUCCCAUCUUCAGUUUGAUACUCUGUGCUCUCAUAAGUCUGUCAACAACUAUUCUAACCGCUCAAGGAAAUCCUGUAUCCUUCUACAUCGCUUAUCAGUGGCCAGGGUCAUACUGUGCAGCAGCAAAGCAGGGUUGUUGCUACCCAAGGAGUAUCAGAAAGCAUCCCAGUUUCACAAUCGGUGGCAUAUGGGCUUAUACGUUUUCUGGGGAUAUGCCAACCUACUGCAAAUCUAAGACCCCUUUUAGUUUGUCCAAGAUCUCAAACCUGACAAGGAAUUUGGAAAGGAAUUGGCCAUCACUAUCCUGCCCAAGCCAUACUAGCAGCACUAGCAGUGUGAAACUCUGGCUGCAAGAAUGGGAGAAAUACGAGACUUGUGCAGAAUCACUGUUUGGAGGUCAAUACCAAUACUUUCAUGCAGCUCUCAAUCUCAGAAAGAGAGUGGGCAUGCUCCAGAUGCUCAGCAAUGCAGAUAUCCAUCCAAACGGGUCAUUCUACAACGUCACAGCAUUUUCUAGUGCCAUACAGAAGGCCACCAUAUAUCUUCCAGGGUUCACCUGUAACAAAGACAAAUCAGGCAACAAACAGCUCUACCAGAUUAUACUUUGCGGAGACACAGCCGGAACCAAAAUCACAGACUGCCUUGGCUUCCCAAGAUCGAAUACUGGACAAUGCCCUCAAAGAUUUAAGUUCCCUCCCUUGAAUUACAGGACCCGGAGCGAAGAAUUCGGCCUCUCGUCCCGUGUUCACGGAAGAGACACAACCCAUAACCAAACUACCGCUACCGUGGCCCCCAUUAACCACCCCGACGCCGCCACGGCCCUUGAAAUUUUGAAAAAAGACUUCCACGCGUUCCGAGAGCAAGCAGUUAAGGAAAAAGCGGAAGCUGAAGCGUAUCGGGUUCGUAUUGCCGAGCUGGAAAAGGAACAAUUCCUACUCCGCGCCACUCUAGAUCACCGCAACAAUUAUAAUGAAAGUCUGGAUCAGGCAGCAAGGGUCACUCCCACCUCGGAAGCCACCUUGACAUCUCUUUUUCCUAAUCAAGGACAGAGUAGUUCCGUGAUCCCGGGAGGCCCCAACCAGAUUAUCUAUGUCACUCAUCCACUCACCCACCCAUCCUUUCCACUCCCAGCCCCACAACCAUCCACAAUCAGUAACGAAUCCAUUCCCCUACUAAACCAGCCUGAGCCAUCUGAUCCACCCCUCCCUAAUCUCAACUCUGCUAACACUGCUACCCCACCUCUCGACAUGCAAACUCGACUUCUCCUCCAGCUCAGCAAAUCUAUCACUCAGUUGGCCUUGCGAAUUGAAGGUGUUGAGAGUCGCGGGAGCCAGUGGCCUCUAUUCUCGGGGUAUGGCCACCGCCCAAGCCCCUUUACGCCAUGGGUGCAAAUGGAAAAGCGGCCAACCGAGGCCAAGCCUUUCAAAGUGGACAAGUAUAAGGGCGCCGGAGACCCUCAUCUUCACCUUGAAACAUUCCUCUCGUUAUGCAGUUCCACUCGGUACACAGAUGCUAUGGCAUAUCAUGCCUUCCAAGAGACCCUAUCCGAUGAAGCGCUUAGUUGGUUCCUUAACUUGCCUCCCAACUCCAUUGACAAUUUCGACCAGCUCUCGGAACGCUUCCUCAACCGCUUCAUACUCCAUGUCAGCAUCUACCGCAGUGUGGAUGCCUUAUUCCACAUCAAGCAAAAAGAGGGUGAAGGACUCCAUGAGUUACUGUCUCAGUGGCAAUCAGCCACAGCACGCUGUCAUAACUUGGAGCCCCCGGGUCGCUGA
Messenger RNA from Fragaria vesca subsp. vesca, 1902 nucleotides. RefSeq lists its product as uncharacterized. The transcript has 6 exons. The coding region runs from base 115 to 1902 and encodes 595 amino acids. Gene Ontology annotation, cellular component: extracellular region. The record is from RefSeq and is a predicted model, not a curated record. Gene Ontology annotation, biological process: RNA catabolic process. Gene Ontology annotation, molecular function: ribonuclease T2 activity; RNA binding. NCBI's taxonomy places the organism in Eukaryota, Viridiplantae, Streptophyta, Magnoliopsida, Rosales, Rosaceae.